AUGGGUAUCAACAACCCACUCCCGUCGUCUAUGGCGUCGGAGUGCAAGAAGUGUGGAAAGAUUCUGGCGUCCUUCAUCGAUCCGCGCCAAGCGUUCGGCCCCGACAAGGGCCUCGCAAUUCUCACAGUCAUAAAAGCCGGCUUCCUCGGCUCCGCCCGGUUUGGCUCCGGCCUCGUCGUCGCCCGCCUGCCCGACGGCUCCUGGUCCGCACCCACGGCGAUCGCGACUGGCGGCGCCGGCUUUGGUGGCCAGAUCGGCUUCGAGCUCACCGACUUCGUCUUCAUCCUCAACGACGCCUCAGCCGUAAAGACCUUCGCCCAGGCCGGCUCCCUCACCCUCGGCGGUAACGUGUCCAUCGCAGCGGGCCCGGUCGGCCGCAAUGCCGAGGCAGCCGGUGCCGCGAGUCUCAGGAGCGUGGCGGGAAUAUUCAGCUACAGCAAGACAAAGGGCCUGUUCGCCGGUGUCAGUCUGGAGGGAAGCGCGAUAAUAGAACGCAAGGAUGCGAACACCAAGCUCUACGGCCGACCCGUCAGCGCCAAGGACUUGUUGAACGGCGCCGAGAGGCCGCCACCGCAGGCAGCGCCGCUGUUCAAUAUACUGAACUCGCGCGCCUUCGCAGGCACGCGGUCAGGCAACUUCGCCGACGACAGCAUGUACAACGACGUCCCCGUCUACGACGACCGCCACGACGAUGUCGUGUGGAACGGCCAGCGCGGCAGCGCCUACGGCGAGGGCCAGGUGAACAACAGCAGCGCGAGGCAUAGUAUGUAUGGCGGCGCCGCGGCGGCCUCAAACAGCAGGGACUCCUUUGGCGCUCCCAAGCGCGCCUCGACGUGGCAGGACGACGUCUACGACAACCCCCGGCAGUUCGGCGCCGGCUCGCGUGCCAGCACCUUCCAGGACGUCACCGUGCCGCGCGAGUAUACGGGCCAGCAGUCCGGGUUUCCCGAGGAUAGGAAGGUCGGGCCGGGCCGGCCGGCUGCGCCCAAGCCCAACUUCACGAGCAAGCAGGCGCUGAUGAAGAAGAACGAGGCGGUCGCGCUGUACACGUUUGAGGCGGAGCAGCCCGGCGAUCUGGGCUUCAAGAAGGGGGAUGUCAUAACGGUUCUGAAGAAGACGGAUAGCGAUAACGACUGGUGGACCGGCAUGAUCGGCACGAAACACGGCACGUUCCCCAGCAACUACGUCAAAAUGCAACAGUAG
Messenger RNA from Diaporthe citri, 1203 nucleotides. RefSeq lists its product as uncharacterized. Gene Ontology annotation, molecular function: actin filament binding; phosphatidylinositol binding. Gene Ontology annotation, biological process: actin filament bundle assembly; actin cortical patch localization. NCBI's taxonomy places the organism in Eukaryota, Fungi, Ascomycota, Sordariomycetes, Diaporthales, Diaporthaceae. The record is from RefSeq and is a predicted model, not a curated record. The transcript is spliced from 4 exons. Gene Ontology annotation, cellular component: actin cortical patch. Bases 1 to 1203 code for a protein of 400 amino acids.